UGUUGCUUCUUACCCGAGUGUAAAAAGUAGUUAGCGAGCUAGCGUGUAGCGAGUCAAAGCUUACUUCUGCCUUUUCAAUAAAAUACCGUUUUUUGAAACCACGAAAAGUUGGCCCGAGGACAGAAAAAGUCAGGAGUCUCGUCCGAAGACCCAUAUCUUUUCUUCUCCCCGUCCUGUUCCUACCGUCCGCGGGUCCCGUCACAACCGAAAUAGCGCUCUCGAGAGGCGGCGGCGGCUGCUGAAGUGCAGCUGGAUGUGACAGGUUCGUCAUCAGAUCACUGACUGAAAAGUGCCUUGUGAGACAACGUCAUACUGAAGGGUUCCGGGGGACGUUUCUUUUGUCCCGUGACAACCCCCGACCUGUUUUUUUUUUUUUUGUCCUCACCUGAGUUCAGUGUGAAGAAAGCGAAGCGGUGGAGCUGCCGCACUGCGGCCCGAUGUGCCAAAGCUCUUGAGAUAGUCUGCAGUGCAGAGUUUUAAACAAUAAACUGUGCCAUCGCACCUCAGAAUAGCACCACUUUUGCCCCGUUACCCACCCACAAAUCAUCGGUCCCGCGAAGGUCAUUUCGGAGACAUCGGUACAAGUGGAGCUUGUCGCCGAGCAUGCCGCGUCAGAGGCCGGCACCUGAGACUCACUGAUUGGUGAACAGUUAGCCGAGUUACCCACAAACCCCCGUGCAGCCCCAUGCAGCGGACGCCGAGGCUCUGCCAGUCCGUUACCUCCACCGGCCUCACCCGUUCACCCCGGCAGAUCGCUCGUAGCCGCGCGUUCCUUCAGUUUUAGUCGAUUUUUGUUUUGGUUUCCCUCCCCUGCUGGAACGCUGCGAAUCGCCUCCUCAGAGGAACCGCUCCACCCCCCCCGCUGCACGGCCGGCGUUGCUGACAUGGCGCUGAACAUCGCCUCGAUGCGGGACACAAAAUGGCUGACCCUGGAAGUGUGCCGGCAGUUUCAGAGAGGGACUUGUUCGCGCGGCGACGAGGAAUGCAAAUUCGCCCACCCACCCAAAAGCUGCCAGGUGGAGAACGGGAGGGUGAUCGCCUGCUUCGACUCCUUAAAGGGCCGCUGCACGCGAGAGAACUGCAAGUACCUGCACCCGCCCGCUCACCUGAAGACCCAGCUUGAGAUCAACGGGCGGAACAACCUGAUCCAGCAGAAGACGGCGGCCGCCAUGUUGGCCCAACAGAUGCAGUUCGUGAUCCCCGGCACCGCCAUGCAACCCGUGCAGACGUUUCCCGUCAGCCAGGCCCUCGGCUCCAGCGGAGGUCUGAGCUACACGUCGUACCUGACCCCAAUGUCCCACAGCAUGGGCCUGAUGCCCUCAGACCUCAUGCCCAGCGCCCCCUGCAUCGUCCCCGGCAGCCCGCCCGUCUCCGUGACUGGCGGCUCCUCCUCCAACCAGAAGCUGCUGCGCACCGACAAGCUGGAGGUGUGCCGUGAGUUCCAGCGGGGCAACUGCGCCCGCGGGGAGACCGACUGCCGCUUUGCCCACCCGAGCGACAGCCCCAUGAUCGACACCAGCGACAACACCGUCACCGUCUGCAUGGACUACAUCAAGAGCCGCUGCUCCCGCGAGAAGUGCAAGUACUUCCACCCGCCGGCCCACCUGCAGGCCAAGAUUAAGGCCGCCCAACACCAGGCCAACCAGACAGCCGUGGCGGCGCAAGCCGCCGCUACGGCUGCAGCCAUGACUCAGUCGACUGCCAAAGCAAUGAAGCGACCCCUCGAGGCAACUGUAGACCUGGCGUUCCCCCACGGCGUCCUCCAGCCCCUACCAAAGAGACAAGCGCUCGAGAAGAGCAACGGCUCCCUGUUCAACCACAGUGUUUUGCACUACCAGCAGGCGCUCGCCAACGCGCAGCUGCAGCAGCCCACUUUCUUUCCCACAGGGUCAGUCUUGUGCAUGAGUCCUGCUAGCAGUCUUGUCCCAAUGAUGUACAGUGCUACGCCUGCUACUGUCUCUGCAGCAACAACUCCUGCCACAAGUGUCCCCUACGCAGCAACAGCACCAGCCAAUCAGAUUAUCCUGAAGUAAGUUUCAGGAAGGGAAUGGAGUGUCACCAAGCCACACUCGGAAACCCCAAACCGCCCCAGUGUAAAUACUACCUUACCUCUCACGUCGAGGUCCAGCAACCUGCAUGCUAAGAGUGAAACACUUCAAUUUAACCGUGAGCUACACUGCAGUGCCGGUGUAACACACACACACACAUUAAAACAACAUUAAAAAAAAAAAGUUAUAUACUGUACCUACUGCUAGAAAAAAAAAAGAACUAUUAACGUGAAAAAGUUGAAAAUAUUCUAAUGUAUAGUACUACAUACACAGCAGAUACACUAUAGAGGUCAUUUUAACACCCGUUCUCCCAAAGUACCGUGGAUCCCCUCUUUCAUAUUUAUUCUCGAGAAAACGCUGCACAAUGUUCAUCCCCUUUCGGUUAGGGAGACGAACCGAGAGAGAGACGCUCGAUGAGCACCGUAUGAGACAUUUAGUUAGCGGAAGAGUCGCAGAAAACCCGACCACAACUGCACCAGCGUCUCUCAAGAGUGGGUUUUAUUUUAUUUUUGUUUUUAUUUUCUUUGCUUUCCUCUGCGGGAAGUUGAAUGUCCUUUUGGGCGGACGGGCUCUUUUUUUCUUAAUGGGACUGUCCUUGCGAGGGUGGUGACCCUCACCUGGCCCAGAUGCUGUUAAGAUGCCAUGAUGACACCCCCCCUUCCCCACCCAGCACCACCCUCUCCUUCUCCUCCUCCUCCUGCCAACUUUUCAUCUCCAGAAGCAUCUUGCCAAAGCAGAAGAAGGUCGAUGGAAAUCAACCUGCCAGCGAGCGGAGCCACAUCUUAGCACCCUGAUAAGUUCCUCUUUGUUUUUUUCCGUACUUACACGGACUUCUGCAUGCGGUCGGGACCGAGGAGGACAUCGCUGAAGAAAACAAAAACACACACAUACAAAAGAAGAAAGGAAGAAAACCCCCUGACGGCUCGGGUCUGUGCCAAAAGGGCUUUAAACAAACACACCGAGCCCUCGAGAGACUGAUGGUCUGCCGGCAGACUGGGACUCGCAGCGAGGUCGAGCAGGUGGCGACCACACCUGGGCCCGGUUGAAGAGUGGGGGGGGGGUGUGUGUGUGUGUGUCGAGGGGAGGGGGGGGGUUAAAGACUAAACAAAAAUACGGUGCAUUUGACGGCGCUCGUCAAGUAAAAAAAAAAGAAAGAAAGGAAACAAAAGAUUAAGACUUAAGACUUGUACUUGAACUGGGAGGCUAUCUCUUGACCCCCCCCCCCCACAACCCCUCCCCCCACUAUCACCGAUGAUCCUGUUCCAUUUUAGAAAAAAAAACUGUAGAAGUGCCUAAAAAAUGCUCAUGAACGAGAUACACACACACACACACACUCAUUUAUCCAGAGCGCAUCACUCGGAGACACACAAAACACCACCGGCUGUCGGGAGCUUGAGAGGACUUUAUUUCGGGGAAAGACAUCACAAGUGACUCGAUGGAAACGAAAGAAGUCAAAGACCCGACAAAGAAAAAGAUAAAAACCAACUAGCUUUGUAGGACGCGUCGUUUCUAACCACGGUUUGAGUAGUUUACACAAGGAAUGUGAGUGAGACAAAAACAAUGUAUUGUAAGACGUGUCAUGUAAGUAAAGUGUCUCUUUUUUGAGAGUUUAUAUUCAUGGUUCUAGAAAUGUAUUCAGUUAUUUAAAUUUUGUGUUGUGUCUACUAUCAAGGUAUUUUUGACCCCUUCCCCUUUGUCUCCUCCGCCACCUCCACCCAAAACAAUCAUCCUUAUUCCAUUCUUUGUCCACCAACCCUUCGUUUGAAAAGCACGAUCUGACUAACUCUUUAUUUUACAAACCCCCCCCUGAUGUAAUUUCAUGGUGCUUGAUUAACAUCGAUGAUCCACAAUCACUUCACUCUGGUUUCAUGUGUAUAUUUGGGGGCCUUUGUUCGCUCCGAUUGUCUCCACGCGCAUUCUGAUUUGUCAGUGAUUUUUGUGGAAGGUGGUGAAAGUUUUGUUUUUGUCGUAAUUUAUUAUGUUAUUCUUGGUCAAAUUUUAGUCAAACUAUGUUGUUAACUAUUCUAUUUUGAAAUGAAUGUAAUUUAUUGAGCUGUUCUGCACGGUUGGUCAUUUCGAGGUCUAACCUGUCAGGUCAGCGAAUGAGAAGUCGCGCUCGUCUGAGGGGCGGGGUUUAAAAGUCAACCCACCAAUGGAAAGCUACUGGAUCUUUCUUGCCUUCUCACAAGGUCACGGUGUCGCACUAAGAGCAUAGUUAUAGAGUUUCUUGUGUUGUUGGGGAAAAAAAUGUUUAUUGUAUAGAUGACAUUUUACCAAAAAAAGAGCAGAAAAUUUUCAAAAAAUAUGUACUUUUCACUCUAGUAUAAUAGUAUUUCAUAACAAUAUUAAGUUGUUGCCGUGGCAAACAAAUGUUGCAAUUACUAAAGUUCGGUAUUUUUGUAAAUUACAUUGUUAAGAUGUUUGUUUUGUUUCUCUUUGCUAGAACACUGUACACAAGGUAGAUU
Messenger RNA from Gasterosteus aculeatus aculeatus (three-spined stickleback), 4513 nucleotides. RefSeq names its product muscleblind-like splicing regulator 2 (gene mbnl2). Gene Ontology annotation, biological process: regulation of RNA splicing. The record is from RefSeq and is a predicted model, not a curated record. Gene Ontology annotation, molecular function: metal ion binding; RNA binding. Gene Ontology annotation, cellular component: nucleoplasm; cytoplasm. NCBI's taxonomy places the organism in Eukaryota, Metazoa, Chordata, Actinopteri, Perciformes, Gasterosteidae.